UUAAACGGCAGUUUCCAGGCAAUCGGCUGAUCCCGAAGAACACAAGGGACCCCUGUCUUUUCUUUCACAGGAAUCCAUCCCCCAGUGGGCGGGCACUGACUUCAGUUUCACAAUCAAAGGAGAGGAAACCGAGGAACAGAGAGUGAGCUGUCAAAGUCAUCUCUGUCUCUUUCUCACACACACACACUCUGUCAACAAACAUCAUGGACCAUCAGAAGAGCCAGGAAUUAAGCAGUCGGAAGUGAACUAUAAAGUCGUUGUUGGCCGAAGGAAGCCUGGAGUGUGCCCCCAGCUGGUAGGGACUGGCCGGGCGAUGGAGUUGAGGAGGAGAACAUGCCAAGGGAACUGGGCUUCUCUCUGCUGACUGUCCUGUCCCAGGGAAGUGCGGCGUCUCGUCCAGGGAGAGGAUGUUGUCGGUGAAAUUGCCACAGCUUUUAAACCAUCACCAGGUCCCCGUGGUAUUCCGGGAAGACGGAAUUAUCUCCGGCUAUCGCCACCCCAGGAGCUCCGCCGUGGACUGUCUGCUCAGCAGCUUUCAGAUGACAAACGAGACGGUGAACAUUUGGACACAUUUUCUGCCGACCUGGUACUUUCUGUGGAGGUUCCUGGCCCUCUCGCACUCUGUGGACUUCUACAACGAGGCGUACGCCUGGCCGCUGUUUGUCUACAUGUUGGUCAUCUGCCUGUACCCCUUCAUUUCCAGCUGUGCCCACACCUUCAGCACCAUGUCCGCGCACAUCCGCCAUGUCUGCUACUUCCUCGACUAUGGAGCCCUCAGCCUCUACAGCCUGGGGUGUGCUGUCUCGUACAGGGCCUACAUCAUACCUGACCGGUGGAUUAAUAGCACCCUCCACUGCUACUUCACCCACGUGGCUGUCUUCAACUCCUUGGUCUGCACGACCCUCUCCUGCUAUUCCAGGUAGGUACGACAUGGAGCAUCAGAGACAA
Messenger RNA from Chiloscyllium plagiosum (whitespotted bambooshark), 948 nucleotides. Lineage: Eukaryota; Metazoa; Chordata; Chondrichthyes; Orectolobiformes; Hemiscylliidae. The record is from RefSeq and is a predicted model, not a curated record.